Molecule: messenger RNA, 384 nt
Organism: Penicillium cinerascens
Lineage: Eukaryota; Fungi; Ascomycota; Eurotiomycetes; Eurotiales; Aspergillaceae
Exons: 2
Coding region: 1-384 (127 amino acids)
Source: RefSeq, a predicted model, not a curated record
AUGGUUUCUGGUCUUUCCAAACAGCUGGCCGUAUUUUGCAGCCGGUCGCAAUCUCAGGGAUACGUCAAGUCUGUCAGGAACGGCCUCGGCGAUGCGUGUCAAAUCACGAAUGCAGCUCUAGGAAAGACCGGGCAGAGCGAGAAGCUUUUCGCCAUCUGUAUCCUGGGUGUCGGUCUUAUGUUGCAGACAGUUUCUAUUUGCUAUGUUGCCAUUUACCUGGCCCAGGUCCCUGCCUCUGCCCACAUCGCCGACAGCGGGGCAGCUGCCGUUACAGGCUCGGCCAAACGCGCUGCCAUUGGCGGUAUCGCGGCUCUCUAUAUCUCCAGAUUUGGUUGGGCAAUGAGUUGGAACUCAUUCCAAUACCUGGUGAAUGCAGAGAUCUAA